AUGGAACAACAGAAAAAUGGUGAGAAAGAAGCAUCAGGACUCGUGUUGCAAAAUUGCACGUUAAAAUUAGCAACUCUGGAUGCGGGUAAUGUAACUAUGCAUUUAGGGAGACUAUGGGGUAACUUUUCAAGUACUGUGAUCAUGCGGAGUUACAUAGACCAAUUGAUAAAUCCAAAAGGCUGGAUAGAGUUUCAGGGAGAGCCCCUAGUUCGCCCAUUCUAUAUGGAAUUCAAAAAUAGAGGACCUGGUGCAAACAUAACGGGACGUGUGACGUGGGCGCGUGUCACUAAUGAUCCUAAUGACGCAUCAAGUUUCACUGUCAGGAAUUUUAUCCAGGGUGAUAAAUGGAUACCCUCCACAGUCCCACAUUACUCAGGUUUCCUAUGA
This is a messenger RNA of Nicotiana attenuata, 387 nucleotides long. Its product is annotated as probable pectinesterase/pectinesterase inhibitor 17. NCBI's taxonomy places the organism in Eukaryota, Viridiplantae, Streptophyta, Magnoliopsida, Solanales, Solanaceae. Gene Ontology annotation, biological process: cell wall modification. The coding region runs from base 1 to 387 and encodes 128 amino acids. The record is from RefSeq and is a predicted model, not a curated record. The transcript has a single exon. Gene Ontology annotation, molecular function: pectinesterase inhibitor activity; pectinesterase activity.